AUGAGACCCGAACUGCGGCCAGACUUUGGGCCAGACGGCAUGUUGGGACUUCAAUGGUGUGCAGGCAGCGAGCCACAAAAGCUCACACCAGAUGCAGACUAUAUGAACUUUGACAACAUUCUAUGGGCUCUCUUGGUGGUGUUUCAAUGCAUGACGAUGGAAGGCUGGACAGACAUCAUGUACAGAGUACAGGAUAGCUAUGACUUCAUCGCUGCAACUGUGUACUUCUUUCUUCUCAUUCCACUCACCUCUUUCUUCCUGCUGAACGUGGCCUUGGCCGUGGUUGAUGAGGCUCGAGACGACUUCGAGAAGAAAGAGGAGGCAAAGCUUGAGGAUGACGAUGAUAAUACAACGCAGGAAGAAGCGCUGCAGAAGUCAUUGCUGGGUGAGGAUGAUCAGGACAUUGAUGACCAGCCAGCUUGGUUUGACUGCGCUCUGGUGCACACCUGCCGUCAGAUUGCAUUCAGUGAUUGGUUCAUGAACAUCAUUAUGCUUUUCAUCGUGAGCAACGUGAUAACUAUGAUGAUGGAGAGUUUUCCACCACCAAGGGGUCAGCAGGACGUUUUGGACGCCUUAGAAAUGACCUUCUUGGUAGCUUUUUGCGUGGAGAUGGCAGUGCUGCUGAUGGCACUAGGCACGUCAUUUUCAAGGAAGUUAUAG
Durusdinium trenchii is the source of this 660-nucleotide messenger RNA. The record is from the annotation of a GenBank genome assembly. Lineage: Eukaryota; Dinophyceae; Suessiales; Symbiodiniaceae.